Messenger RNA from Nylanderia fulva, 1602 nucleotides. The record is from RefSeq and is a predicted model, not a curated record. Lineage: Eukaryota; Metazoa; Arthropoda; Insecta; Hymenoptera; Formicidae.
UUGAAUAUUAUAAAAUAGAUAAUGGUUGUUAUCUUAAACGGCGACAGCGCGGAUAUCUUAUUAAUCAUUUUAGAUAUAAUGUUAAUACACAGCCGGAAAAUUAUUUCUUUGCGUUAUUGCUUAUGUUUAAACCAUGGCGAAAAUUAGAGGAUCUUAAAAAUGAAUGCGAUACUUAUACCGAAUCGUUUCACAAAGUAAAACUGCAUCUUGUAGAAGCAUUGCAAUAUCAUGAAAGAUUAGAAGAAUUGCAAAAAGCAUUUGAAACUGCAAAACAGUUAGUUCAGCAAUGCUUAGAUGACGAUUUGCAAAAAGAGCAGUCUCAGGAUGAUCCUGAAAAUGCAAUAGGUAUUCAAAAUAUAGAGGCUGGUGAAGCAAUGCAAGAUUUUAAAGAUCUUGGUGAUAGAGCAAUUCAAGAAAUUGAUGUAUCUGACAUGAUAGUAAAAUUAAAUACGGAUCAAAAACGAGUAUUUGAUAAAGUUACCAAUGUUGUAGAGUCCGAUAAAUCAAUAUUACGAUUAUAUGUUAGCGGAGAAGGUGGUACUGGAAAAAGUUUCUUAAUCAAGACUAUUAAAUGCUGGAUAAAACAAAAUCUCAACAAAGAUACUGCUGUAACAGCACCUACUGGUAUAGCAGCAUUUAAUAUAGAUGGUUUGACAGUUCAUAGAUUGCUUCAAUUACCCGUUGAACAUGGUCAAACUCCUAAGUAUAAACAAUUAUCUGAUUGUGUAUUAAAAGUUUUACGAACAGAUCUUAAAGAUGUUAUUCUUUUCGUAAUUGAUGAAGUGUCAAUGAUAUCUAAUUUGACUUUAAUAUAUAUUCAUCUUCGAUUGUCUGAGAUAUUUGAUACUAGUGAUUGCGAUGAUGGUUGGUUUGGUCGAAAGCAUAUUCUUUUAUUCGGAGACUUGCUUCAAUUGCCUCCUGUACGCGAAGAUCUUAUCUUUACACAUUUAUCCGAUCAAAAAAUUGCUAAUUAUCUUGGUUCUUUAAAUGCUGUUAAUUUAUGGAUUACAUUAUUUGAAUAUGAUGAAUUGAUAAUCAAUAUGCGUCAGCAAGGAGAUAAUUCAUACCGUGAAUUAUUGUCGCGAAUUCGUAUUGGUUUAGUGACAAAAUCUGAUUGUAAAAUUCUAGAGAGUAGAAAAAUAUCUUUCAAAGCUGAUUCUUUCGAAUCUAGAUUAAAUGAAUUAUGUGAUUUUAUUAACAGUUUAUCAUCGGACACUGUUUGUUUAUUUCCUACUUGUAAUAUGUGUGAUGUCCUUAAUAAUGCAAUGUUAAGUCGCAUUACUUCCAAAGAAAUAUUAUUAAUUGCUGAAGAUACGAUUGAUUGUACAUCAUAUGUAAAAAAGAAAGUAUUAAAAGUAUUGUCAAAUAACGAUGAUGAUAGUUCUCGAACAGCUGGACUUUCAAAACAAAUUACAAUUAAAAUUGGAGCAAAAGUUAUGAUUCGGCGUAACAUCGAUGCCAGUUUGGGUCUUGUAAACGGUACAAUUGCUAAAGUAAUUUCAAUUGUACGAGAAACAUCUACUGAUGACGUAGAAAAGAUUAAACUUCUUUUACCAUCAGGUUUAGAAUAUGAAAUUAAGAAUAUGAAAGAGUAACGGCUAA